GAAAACGGACCUGGAAGUCUUUGUCUCCGGUGUGUAGCUGCUAUCACCUGGAGGGGAUUGAACACCUGAGGCUCUAUUUUUUUAAUCUGAGGGCUAAGGGACGGGCAGUUCCGGCCUUUUCCAGUCUUGGCUAGAGUUGCUUGUAUUUUGUUCUUAGCCACUGCUCGUGUAAUGCACUCCCUUAACCAGGAAAUUAAAGCGUUCUCCCGGAAUAAUCUCAGGAAGCAAUGCACCAGGGUGACAACGCUAACUGGAAAGAAAAUUAUAGAAACAUGGAAAGAUGCCAGAAUUCAUGUUGUGGAAGAAGUAGAGCCGAGCAGUGGGGGUAGUUGUGGUUAUGUGCAGGACCUUAGCUUGGACCUGCAUGUUGGUGUUAUUAAGCCAUGGUUGCUCCUGGGGUCACAAGAUGCUGCUCAUGAUCUGGAUACUCUGAAAAAGUACAAGGUGACUCAUAUUCUCAAUGUUGCAUAUGGAGUUGAAAAUGCUUUCCUCAGUGACUUUAUAUAUAAGAGCAUUUCUAUAUUGGAUCUGCCUGAAACCAAUAUCCUGUCUUAUUUUCCAGAAUGUUUUGAAUUUAUUGAACAAGCAAAAAUGAAGGAUGGAGUGGUUCUUGUUCAUUGUAAUGCAGGAGUUUCCAGGGCUGCUGCAGUUGUAGUAGGUUUCCUGAUGAAUUCUGAAGAAAUCUCAUUUACCAGUGCUUUCUCUUUGGUGAAAAAUGCAAGGCCUUCCAUAUGUCCAAAUGCUGGCUUCAUGGAGCAGCUUCGUACAUACCAAGAGGGCAAAGAAAGCAAUAAGUGUGACAACAUAUAGGAAUUAGAAAGGGGUGACAGCUCAUGAGUUACAUUCCAGCAGAUAAAGAACAACUGUAAUUUCUGAAUUGGCCCCUAUAGCCACCCGUCCCCUUUUUUGAAGAGUAGACUAGUAAAAACUUCCUUUUGUCUUGUGUUUUUCAAGUGGAAAUGGAGGUUAA
Molecule: messenger RNA, 970 nt
Organism: Neomonachus schauinslandi (Hawaiian monk seal)
Lineage: Eukaryota; Metazoa; Chordata; Mammalia; Carnivora; Phocidae
Gene: DUSP19
Product: dual specificity phosphatase 19
Exons: 4
Coding region: 172-810 (212 amino acids)
Biological process (GO): protein dephosphorylation; regulation of MAP kinase activity
Cellular component (GO): cytoplasm
Molecular function (GO): JUN kinase phosphatase activity
Source: RefSeq, a predicted model, not a curated record